CGCCGAGCGAGCGAGCGGGGCGAGCCGGGCCGGGGUGGGAGCUGGCGGACGCUGGCGGGAGCCGGGAGUUCUCACGCUCCAAAAUAAUGCCCGCGGAGCCCGAGCGACAAUGCAAUGGAGGUCGCUCGUCCUGGGGCUGGUGCUGCUGAGGCUCGGCCUCCACGGGGUCCUAUGGCUGGUCUUCGGGCUAGGACCCAGCAUGGGUUUCUACCAGCGCUUCUCCAUCAGCUUCGUCCUCCAGCGGCACGGGGUGGUGAAGAUCUCGGUGCCCUUCUCGCCCUCGGCUCGGCCCGGUAGCAGAGAGGCGGCGUCCCCGUCCUGGCUGGAGUCCCCCCGGCACCGGCCGCGGAAUCCCCAGCCGCCGCCGCGGCGGCGGCGGCGGCGGCGGCGGCCCGGGGGCCCCUCCGAUUCGGGCCCCGAGUCCGGACUGUGCAGCGCGUCCCACUGGGGCUACCUGCUGGGCGGUCGGGGCCGGGCCGGGGCCGCCGGCGAGGACGAGUACGAGAAACGUUACAGCGGCGCCUUCCCUCCGCAGCUGCGGGCCCAGAUGCGGGACCUGGCCCGCGGGAUGUUCGUCUUCGGCUACGAUAAUUACAUGGCCCACGCCUUCCCCGAGGACGAGCUCAACCCCAUCCACUGUCGGGGCCGCGGCCCCGACCGGGGUGACCCUUCAAAUCUGAACAUCAACGAUGUCCUGGGAAAUUAUUCAUUAACUCUGAUUGAUGCAUUGGACACCCUUGCAAUAAUGGGAAAUUCUUCGGAGUUCCAGAAAGCGGUGAAAUUAGUGAUAGACACAGUUUCAUUUGACAAAGACUCAACCGUUCAAGUCUUUGAGGCAACAAUCAGAGUCCUGGGAAGUCUUCUCUCUGCCCACAGAAUAAUAAUUGAUUCCAAGCAGCCUUUUGGGAACAUGACCAUUAAAGAUUAUGAUAACGAGUUAUUACAUAUGGCUCAUGACCUAGCUGUGAGGCUACUACCUGCCUUUGAAAACACAAAAACCGGAAUUCCUUAUCCUCGGGUGAAUCUAAAGAAAGGCGUCCCCCCUGAUAGCAAUAAUGAGACAUGUACUGCAGGAGCUGGCUCCUUGCUGGUGGAAUUUGGGAUUCUUAGCCGACUGUUGGGGGAUUCCACAUUUGAAUGGGUGGCCAGGAGAGCAGUGAAAGCCCUCUGGAAUCUCCGAAGCAAUGACACUGGAUUAUUAGGAAAUGUUGUGAACAUUCAAACUGGACAUUGGGUUGGGAAGCAAAGUGGCCUGGGUGCUGGAUUGGAUUCAUUCUAUGAAUAUCUCUUGAAAUCUUACAUUCUCUUUGGAGAAAAAGAAGAUUUAGAGAUGUUUAAUGCUGCGUAUCAGAGUAUUCAGAACUACUUAAGAAGAGGCCGUGAAGCGUGUAAUGAAGGUGAAGGAGACCCUCCACUGUAUGUUAAUGUCAACAUGUUCAGUGGGCAGCUGAUGAACACCUGGAUUGAUUCCCUGCAAGCUUUUUUCCCUGGACUGCAGGUUUUAAUAGGGGAUGUGGAGGAUGCCAUUUGCCUCCAUGCCUUUUAUUAUGCCAUAUGGAAGCGAUAUGGUGCACUUCCGGAAAGAUACAAUUGGCAACUGCAGGCUCCGGAGGUCCUUUUCUAUCCACUGAGGCCAGAGCUGGUGGAAUCGACAUAUCUUCUGUACCAGGCAACCAAGAAUCCUUUUUACCUCCAUGUGGGAAUGGAUAUUCUCCAGAGUCUGGAGAAGUACACAAGAGUCAAAUGUGGUUAUGCUACUUUGCACCAUGUUAUAGACAAGUCAAAAGAAGAUCGAAUGGAGAGCUUCUUUCUCAGUGAGACCUGUAAAUAUUUGUAUCUGUUGUUUGAUGAGGAGAAUCCAGUGCACAGAUCUGGAAAUAAGUAUAUGUUUACUACUGAGGGACACAUUGUGUCUGUGGACAAACACCUUCGGGAUUUACCCUGGAAAAACAUCUUUCCAGAGGAUCAAGGGGAGACUGAGGUGGAAAAACAUAUGCACAGAUCCAAACCUGCAGAAUUAAAAGUUAUCAACUCAAGCUCAAAUCUGCUUUUUUUCCUCAAACCAUUUCCUAAGGAAAUGUUGUCCGAGGAAGGAAACAACCAACUAGGCCAUAGCACUUGUCCCAUUGGAGAGAAUGUCCACCUCGAGCCGAAUGGGAGCAUUUCAUUUUCUUUUUGUAAGUACCAUACAUUUUAUAUUUUUUUUUUUAUAUUUAGGAAGACUACUUUGAAGUACUUGGUAUUUCUAAAACUUUAGGCUCAAUUCUUAUUUUUCAACUUGACAUAAAACAAAUGUUUUAUUGAAACAAGAAUAGGCAUCAAAGAUUAAUGUUUUCAAGUAUUAUUUUGCUCAUGAAAGCCUACUCCAUUUGCCAUCAGCUUCCUGUAGUUGGAACCUCUGUUACCAUUCUCUUCUCCAGCAACCCUGCUAAGGCCAUCGAGGUGAAGGCAGAGGAGUGUCUAGGUGGGAGAAUCUGUGACUGGAGAACUGCAACGUGCACUACCUUGCCAGCAGUGAGAAACAACCCUCACAUUGCCCACUCUCAGACGUCUUCCUUGACACCUUUCGGUGACCAUAGGUCCCUGCGCUUGCUCCAUCUCCUGCUUCUGCGAUUUGUCUUCCACUGCUCCUGAUCUUCUUCCACUGUUCCUUCUCCUGUUCUUCCUCCACUUCUUUCUUCCUCCCCACAUCUCUCUCCACCUCUUUUGCCCCCAUCACUGCUUUCACCCCUCUUUCAUCAUCUCUGCUUCCUCCAGCCCUCUCCAAACUCCCUUACUCUAAGCACGGGUGUUCCAGGCCUGUACUCCUUUCUCUGCCACUCAUACAUCUCAGGGACAUCGUGCUAGACUUUCUGAACAUAAAACAAAUAUGUUGUGCAUUUAGCCAGAACUUUCUUGCCUUGUUGUUGCACCUGUAUGAAUGAGAAUUUUUGAGAAUCAGUGGUUUCACUAAAAUCCCUAUAUUUAAGCUCCAUGCCAAAUCAAAGCACACUCCCAAGAUGCUAAACCCCAAUGGUUGAGGGCGAAAGGCCAAUGGUACAUGUGGCUACGUGCCACAUGUCAUUGAAAGUGACAAUUCAGUCUGAUAGCUAUUGGAGAAAGAAUGCAAUGAGUUCUGUUUAAUUAUGUGAAUGAGAGCAUUUUUUUUUUCUGCCUUGAGAAGCCUGACUGCUCUGAGGUUGCUUCGGCACACGCAUACUGAAACAUAUUUGCAAAAAAAUCCUGAAAAUCAUGUGCCUACAAAGAUAAGAUUCGAAUGUUGAUAGGAUGAAAAAAGCCCAAAAUAUAGGACUGGUUUCAUGUACAUCUGUACUGCACAUGAUCAAGAGUAGGUCUAAAACAGAAGUACUAGCCAGCUUUGCAACUUUACUAGCCUUAACUCAGAUUUUUACAAUUCCCUUUGGAUGCUACGCUGAGGCCUUGCGGUAGGAAAUAUUUCCCAAUUUAGCAGUUCCCAUGCUCACUAUGCCCUGUGUAAUCUCCGCUUGGAUUAACAUAGGAUCAGUGCACCAGGAUGGAGACGGCCUGCACCUUUUUGGUGAUCCAUAUCUCUCUGUGUAAAAGAGAACACUCGAACUGUUCCAUCCCUUUUCAUAAAUCCUGAAGGGUUUUGGACAUUUGAAAGCUAGUGGUGCAAGAACUCUGCCCUCCCAGGAUUAGUGUAGCAUAAGCAGCCUCAAAGUGAUCCUUCUCUUCACUACCCCACUCUUGUACCUCCACUCUGUCCCAUGGAGUGGGGCGUGUGUGUGGGGAUCCCCCAGUGAGAGAAAAAGCCAGAAAUGAGCUACAAACAUGGCAGCUGUGAUUACACAGAAGUUGGAUGGAAGAUUAGAGCGAAAUGUUAUCCUUUAGACCAUGGGAUAGGCUAAGUAUAAUGCACACAUGAACUAAAUGUGAACCGGGUAAAACGUUUAUCUGAAAAAAUUCAGAUCAUUCACCUUCCUGUAGCCUCAUUAUAUUGCAGAACACAGGGCACAGUUUUUAUUUAUUCUGCACUAGAAUGGAAAAAAAUCUGUUUUUUACAAAGUGUUGGAAACUGCUGCGAUAACUUGUUGAAAUAUAUAGCGCUAUUGUGCUUCUUCACUCAGUGUAAUGUGCAAUAUAAUUUGCAAUUAUAAUUGAUAUUGUUUGUUUAAUCUUUGUAAAUAAGAAAUGUAUUUAAAUUGAAGGGGAGCUUUUUUGUUUUAAAAGGACCAAAUGUUCUUUUAUAGAUGUUUUAAGGUAUAUUUUGCUUUCUGAAAUAUUAGUGUUUUUACAAAUAAUUUUUAUUAAAAGAUUAUCUUUUUUGAA
Molecule: messenger RNA, 4290 nt
Organism: Ornithorhynchus anatinus (platypus)
Lineage: Eukaryota; Metazoa; Chordata; Mammalia; Monotremata; Ornithorhynchidae
Gene: EDEM1
Product: ER degradation enhancing alpha-mannosidase like protein 1
Exons: 12
Coding region: 110-2257 (715 amino acids)
Biological process (GO): carbohydrate metabolic process; endoplasmic reticulum mannose trimming; mannose trimming involved in glycoprotein ERAD pathway
Cellular component (GO): endoplasmic reticulum; membrane
Molecular function (GO): mannosyl-oligosaccharide 1,2-alpha-mannosidase activity; calcium ion binding
Source: RefSeq, a predicted model, not a curated record